CAGAGAGAGAGAGAGAGAGAGAGAGAGAGGGAGGGAGGUAGAGGCAGAGAGGAGAGAGGGUACAGGCGGAGGGAGCAGCAGUCCGUCUCCGGUGGUUGUUCUGGUUAAAGCUCCAGCCUCGGGCACACAGCGCUCCUUUACUCAGUCAGCCAAAACCUGAAGGACUAUGAGUAAUAGACUUAUCUCCCAAUUCAAGGUGUUCCAGCUGGGAAGAUAAAACAUUUGUGACCUGUACAUUCCACACCUCCAGAACAAUGAGGACUAUCUUACUGGGCGUUGUGUGUGUCCUCUGUCUUGGCCUGUCCCUGGGUGCUUUGUCUUUGAAUGGACGGAGGAUAAAGACAGUAGAUGGGGAGGGAUCUGAGACAACUGUGAGAGGAGUGAAGCUGCUCAAAAGAGUGAGACGAGGUUGGAUGUGGAAUCAGUUUUUCCUGCAGGAGGAGUAUACAGGCAGCGACUAUCAGUAUAUUGGCAAGCUCCAGUCAGACCAGGACCGUGGCGAUGGCUUGGUCAAGUAUGUUCUGUCUGGUGAGGGGGCUGGCGCCAUCUUUGUAAUUGAUGAGAAUAACGGUGACCUGCAUGCCACUCGCCGCCUGGACCGUGAGGAGAAAGCCUUUUAUGUCCUCAAAGCCACAGUGGUCAACAAACAAACAGGUCAAAAGCUGGAGCCGGAGACAGAGUUCACUGUCAAACUCCACGACAUCAACGACAACGAGCCUCAGUUCAGCAAAGAGGUUUACACAGGCAGCGUACCUGAGAGGUCUGAUAUCGGUACAUCAGUCAUCCAGGUGACAGCUACAGAUGCUGAUGACAGUAUGUAUGGGAAUAGUGCCAAACUGGUCUACAGCAUCAGCCAGGGACACCCAUACUUCUCUGUGGACCCAAACACAGGUGUUAUUCGAACUGCGUUGGGCCCCGGCGACAUGGACCGCGAGCAGCGAGAGCACUACCAGGUGGUGAUUGAAGCUAAAGAUAUGGCUGGACAGAGAGGAGGGCUCACCGGAACCACCGUGGUCAACAUUACCCUCACUGAUGUCAAUGACAACCCUCCUCGCUUCACUCAGAGUAUUUACCAGUUCAGAGUUCCCGAAUCAUCCAAGUCUGGUACUCCAGUUGGGAGAAUUAAAGCCACUGACAGAGACAUUGGGACGAAUGCCGAGAUGUAUUUCACAAUUGUCAGUGGAGACGGCAUGGACAUGUUCGAUAUCUCCACCAACAAAGACACCCAGGAGGGAGUCAUCACUGUCACCAAGCCUUUGGAUUAUGAGAAGAAGCCCUCUUACACAGUAGAGAUUCAGGUCCAGAACACCAAAAUGGAUCCCCGCUUCAUGCCUGUAGCCUCAAAAGACAUGGCCACCGUUCGGAUUGCUGUGGAGGACGUGGAUGAGCCGCCGCUGUUUGACAAAGCCAGCUAUCUGAUGGAGGUGAAGGAAGAUGCUGCAGUGGGCGCGGCCGUGGGCUCGGUCAGUGCCAUGGACCCUGAUGGGACCCGCAACAUAGUCAAGUACUCUAUCGACCGUCGUACUGACAUGGACCGCCUGUUCAAUGUCCAUCCAGGGAACGGGUCUGUGUUCCUGCUCAAAAGCCUGGACAGAGAAGAGACUGCCUGGCAUAAUAUUUCAGUCAUCGCCACCGAGAUCCAUAAUUCCCGCCAGCAGAGCAGCCAUGUUCCGGUCUACAUCCGCCUGCUGGACAUCAAUGACAACGCUCCCACCUUCGCCACUGUGUAUGAAACCUUUGUCUGUGAGAGAACUAAGGCUGGUCAGCGGAUUCAGACGGUGAGUGCGGUCGAUGCCGAUGAGCCAUCAGCGGGCCACAAGUUUUUCUUCAGCCUGGCUCCUGAGGGAACCCAUCGCAGCAACUUCACUGUCCGAGACAAUGGAGAUAACACUGCUGGCAUCCUGACACGCCGAGCCAGUUACAGCCGCCUUCACCAAAGCAUCUACCUGGUUCCCGUAGUGAUUACCGACGGCGACUACCCCAUGCAAAGCAGCACUGGCACCCUCACCGUGAGGGUGUGCACGUGCGACCGUGAAGGCAACAUGGAACUGUGUAAUGCAGAGGCUCUGAGCAGCUCUCCUGGUCUCAGUACUGGAGCUCUCAUCGCCAUUCUCCUGUGUGCCAUCAUACUGCUGAUGAUCGUCGUUCUAUUCACAGCGUUGAAACGCCAGAGAAAGCAGGAGCCUCUCAUCAUCUCCAAGGAAGAUGUCCGGGACAACGUGGUGAGCUACAAUGAUGAGGGCGGAGGUGAGGAGGACACCCAGGCUUUUGACAUUGGAGCACUGCGACACCCAGACGCUGCCGCCGCAUUGGAGGAGUCCACCAAACAGAGGCGUGACAUCAUCCCCACUGACACCCUGCUGUACCCGCCGCACCGCCGUCCUGCCCCCGCUCCCUCUGGCCUCAUCAUGCCGCCAGUAGGCAUGGCGUCACGGGAUAAUGGGGACGUUCGUGAGUUCAUCAAUCAGAGAGUGUUAGAGAACGACUGUAACCCAACAGCGCCCCCAUACGAUUCGCUGGCCACCUACGCCUACGAGGGUGCAGGAUCAGUGGCCGAGUCACUUAGCUCGCUGGGCUCAGCGUCGUCUGAGGCUGAACAGGACUACCACUACCUGAGUGACUGGGGGCCAAGAUUUAGGAAACUAGCUGACCUGUAUGGUGCUGAGGACAGUGACUUCUCCUAACAAAAACACCAAAUUACACACUCACUCCCACAUGAGGACAAGGAUAGGAAAGAUUUUGACCACUGCAGGACCAGAUACAGCAGCAUCUAUUUACCACAAACUCAGUAUCAGAGAUUGUGACCGUUGCUGAUGAGCUUUAAGAAAACGUGAGUACAUUUAAAAAUAGAGACAACACACACUCCACAUGAUGAACCAACAGAUGUGCUGGCAGAUGUUAAUUCCAUUUAAUGGGAUAUUUAAAAAUGCUCCCUGAUUCUUGAGCUGCCUUCACUGCACAUGGAUCCAAAAACGCUUAGCAAGUCAUUUUCAGAAGGAGACAAGAAGUCCUAAAUAUCUGAUCUUGGGAACGGAAACUAAUGGAUGUAGAAAUGUAAAUCAACCAGCACAAUUGGAAAGCCCAACAAUCUUCACCCAUCAGUGUAAACCUCUUCAAAGAGUCAUUUCAGGCCUGAAUGGAGUUCUGAAUCAAAUUUGGACUGUAUUUUGUAUUGAGAAUUGGACUUUAAACACUUUCAGGCUUUGCUUUAAUCUCUCCUUGGUUACCAAAUAACCAUUUUGCAGAGUGUUUCUUGUGGCUUUUGACAGAAUGGGGGAAAGUAUUCUGAACCAGAUGAGUCAACAAAACACCACUUACCUCUGCAGAUAUGAAGUGAAGAGUGUGGGGAAGAACACCUUUGUUUUUUGUUUGUUUUGACUAAGUGCCCUUCUGCUGCCCUUCGAGCUUAACUGUGAACGCCUGUAGGUUGGCUGACAUCGGAGAGGGCGAAUGACUCUUACAUGAUUGCUUGUUGUUUUUUUUUUUUUUUGCUGUCUUGUACAAACGGACCAUUCCAGAGGACCUGUUGAUAAGGAUCCGUGCUUGAAUCUCGCCUUCUUCGGGACACAGAGUAAAAAGAGGAUAACUCACAUGACUAAAUGCACUGAUUUCUUUAUGUUUAUGCAGGUUUUUAGAUUAUUUUAGCUGUUUUUUUUGUGCUGCUCACACAAAGAAUAUAUAUGUUCACAGCAUCAUUUCUAGAUUUUUAGCGCUUGAUUAAGUGUAUAUUGUGUCUGAAAUGUGGUUGAACUGAGUUUUAUUGGACAUAUGCUGAGUUCUAUAAAUCUCUCAUUUUACUGUCUUUUUUUCUCUAAUAUACAACUUAAGAUAUCACAGACAGUUGUUGAACAGUGUUGAAGUAUUUUCAUUGAGAAUAUUCUUCAUAUUUACAUAAGGGACAAGUGGAAGCCUUGUCAUAACAGUUGAGCUGUCACUUUUUAUUCAUAAAUUCAGACUGAACUUGCUGGAACACGCCCCUCCUUUUUUUUUUUUUUUUUUAAAUAAUAAGUAAUUAAAACCAAACUUAUCAACAAAAUGAACACUUGAACAUACAUGAGUAUGAUAAAAACUGCCUAAAAUGACAGAAACCAUCUUUGGAGAAAUUUAUUUGACAUGUAGUUUGACUUUUUAGUUUAGCUGAUGUCCCUUUUUGAACGUGUUUUGGCUUUAAUUUUGGGGAGGUAUCAUGUCGUCCAUCUUUAUUUACGCGGCACCAGAAGAGAGGCAACAGUUAGCGACUAGCUGUUGAAAGUAUGAGCAUUUAAGAGCUGAAAAGCAGUGUUGAUUGAGCCAAACUAACUGAAUACUACAUGUGGAGAUUGCUCAUGUAUACAUAAACAUCACUCCAAAGGGAUGCUAAUAUUGCUCCCUCUCUGCUAACACAUUAGCCAUAACAGGUUAAUAAAAAGUUAAUGUUUUGUUAAAUCAAUAGUUCAAUAUUUUGGGAAUUGGGCUUAUUUCUGUUAUUCUUUUACAUAGUUUGAUGUCAAUAUUGAUACCACUCUCAUGUCUGUACUGCAAAUAUGAAGCUAUUGUAACCGCCUAUUAUCUUAGCUUAGCUUCACUUAGCUUAGAGAAGCAGCCAGCUGUGUCCAAAGGUAACAAAAUACAUUUACCUCCAAAGCUCACUGAUUAACACCUUAUAUAUAAUUUUUGAAUACAUGAUCCAAAGGAUAAACUAUCUCAUGUUGAUGCCAAAAAAAAAAACAAUAUAUUCAGGAGCAACACAUGCUAAGCAGAUAAUCAUGACACUAAACCAUCUGAGAAGUGAGGUAUUUUGGAUUCAGCACUAAAUGGGAAAACAGUAACGUUACCUGACAACAAAUGCAAGUCAGGACGCACCGUGGAUGAAUGGAACCACAUCGGUUUUACAACAUAGCACUGGCUCAGGAUUUGGUUUUGUGGUUUUGCAUUCAGAGUAAUUUGAACAAAUUACUUCUUAGGACACAUUUGUUUCAACUUGACCUCUAAAAAGUGACAGCCCUACUUCAUAGAUUGAAUGUCUUUUAUUGACUGGAAACCUCAUUUUCAGCUUAAUAUGUUUUCCUGUUCGUACCUGUUUACUCUGACGUGCUCACAUCGUUUGAAGAUAUGAUCCAAAUGUUUUUGCCCAAAGCAAUCCUGCCACACUUUGUCAGAGAUGAGGAAAAAAAAUAAGAGCUUUUUUUAUUUAGUGGUUUAUUGCUUAGUUUUCUUCAUCCCAUCAUUGUGUUUUAUUCAGACAUGGGCUUUUCUGAUUAAAUGUUGUAAUUAAAUGACACUGGAAAGAAGUGUAUUCACUUUUUGCUUUGACAUCACAGUAAUGAAGCAAAAUAUUGAAAUCACGACAGUCCGCUUCAAUGCUAUGUAAAAAAUAACAUGAGGGAUGAAUGUUUGAAGUCAAAAUCAUUCACUGAUUCAGAUUCUUUGUUCUUCUCAUUUGCUAUCAGGAGUUUGUAUUGUGUAUUUUGGCAGUUUCAGUAAAAGCAGCAGUUUGUUCCAGUUGUGUUUUGUGACUGUGGUCUGCUCUGAAGGCUUAAAACAAAAAUGUCUGCAUAUUUUUCUUUAUAUUGUUACUCAUUCUUUUUGUAUCAAAUAUUUAUAGGACACAUGAUAUUCUUGGAGAGAAAAAAAAAAAUCAAAAUACCGUCCAGCUUCACUGUUUUCUAAUGUAAUUUUGGAGGUGUGAAUCUCGCUGUGGGCAGUCUACCGUUCAUAUACGAUGUGCUAUCAAGUUGUUUAAUUUUAUCAAAAUAAACUUUUACAAUGAAA
Scatophagus argus is the source of this 5751-nucleotide messenger RNA. RefSeq names its product cadherin 6 (gene cdh6). The transcript is spliced from 12 exons. Gene Ontology annotation, cellular component: plasma membrane; catenin complex; adherens junction. The coding region runs from base 255 to 2684 and encodes 809 amino acids. NCBI's taxonomy places the organism in Eukaryota, Metazoa, Chordata, Actinopteri, Scatophagidae. Gene Ontology annotation, molecular function: calcium ion binding; cadherin binding. Gene Ontology annotation, biological process: multicellular organism development; cell morphogenesis; homophilic cell-cell adhesion. The record is from RefSeq and is a predicted model, not a curated record.